AUGGCAACCUCCCCCAACACCACCACGCAAUACACCUCGGAGCAAUUCGUCGAAAGCAGUGGGGCCAUCUUAUUCGACCUAUCGAACAGCCAACGAAAAACGGUCUGCCUGAUUCAUUACCACGCGAAGAACGAAUGGCUUCUCGCAAAAGGACGCCGCAAUUGUGGUGAAUCCAGGCAGGAAGCUGCCCUGCGCGAAGUCCGCGAGGAAACUGGCUAUCAGGCUCACCUCUUCCCGGUCACAAUGCAGACCCGUGCCCCUCCAAUCGACGAACAGGGCCACCUGCCCGAUGUACCUCGCUCGUACCCGGAUUUAACAGAGCCGUUUAUGGUCACAAUGCGACAGUUGGGCAAGGAUGGCGUGCAUGAUGUUAAAAUCAUUUGGUGGUUUAUUGCUGCGCUGGAUGACGGGGUGGUUCCUGGGUGUGCUAGUCGUGGGGAGGAGCAGUUCACCCCGGAAUUCUUUCCCUUGGAGGAGGCUUUGGAGAAGCUGAGUUUUCAGAAUGAUCGCGAUGUUCUGAAGCAGGCGAUUUCAUUGGUACAACCCUAA
Messenger RNA from Aspergillus nomiae NRRL 13137, 549 nucleotides. RefSeq names its product putative NUDIX domain. The record is from RefSeq and is a predicted model, not a curated record. Lineage: Eukaryota; Fungi; Ascomycota; Eurotiomycetes; Eurotiales; Aspergillaceae. Bases 1 to 549 code for a protein of 182 amino acids. The transcript has a single exon. Gene Ontology annotation, biological process: ATP biosynthetic process; AMP biosynthetic process. Gene Ontology annotation, molecular function: bis(5'-nucleosyl)-tetraphosphatase (asymmetrical) activity.